GUGGUUUUAACACCGCGUAGAAUUUUUUCUAAAGAGAUUUCGUUGCAACGAAAGUUUUCAUUUACUUAUGGAGGAUUAUAUUUAAAUUUUGCGGUAGUACCGCCUGGUGCCUAAAGAGCAUUACUAAUGUUUCAUAGUAUUCUCUGCAGUGCGUCGUACUGCGUACAGCUGCUCGGCGUGCCGAGGGUAAUGAAUCACCGGACCCGGCAGACUUGUAAACACUCGAGGGUUGCAUCGCUCUCGCUGUCCACUUGCCGACCUUUCCUGUUCCAAUAUAUCCGCAGUGAAAGAUACAGUCAAGGAUAAAGGGAGAUGAGUGAUGGAGUGGCGGCCUUCAAGGUUCCGAAAACCGUUCCCGCUUCCACAUGUCCGGUAGUCGGCCGAUCGGCGUCGCCGCUCACCUCGACGAAUGGUCGAUUCACUCCCCACAACUGAAAGAUGUUUGCCUUAAAAAAGAGAAUGCAUUGAAAAGAUCCGACGUGAUAUAAGAAAGUGAGACCAAGAGAGAUAUCUUGUGAUACUUCAGCAACUCGUGGAGCAUUGAUCUCACGCGGAGCAAUUCACGGCAUAUUCCUCUCGAUGACGCCAUUUUGUUUCCGUCACGAGACCGUUUGUCCCAAUGAGCCAUCUGGCUAAAUAUAAGAAUUCCGAAGAUAAGUGAUACAUAGAGUGAAUCGUCGGGUGUUAGGACUUGAAUCGGAUCGCCUGGCAAGAAUGGUGAAUCAUCGGACUUGGCAGACGCGUAAACACACGAGGGUUGAGAGAGAGAUCAUCCCGGGCAGGUAGUGCUCUCGCAACAUUCUUGCAGCAUUCUCGUACCGCUGCCGCCGGCUACGCCGCCGAGGCGGGACCAGCCCGGUGCAGCUGCACUUACAGUUGUAUGACCUUUUCGAUGCCACACAGUCGGGCCGAACAUUGCCAACCUCAUACACCAAACGCUACUUUAAAGCCCCGCCGGAGAAACCUGAAAAAUGCUGCGCCUUCAGAUAACGGAAGAGCUUAGAACUUCUGGUUCACCUCCCCCUUGACCUCCUUCUACAAAUAACGGAUAUCGAAGACCCCGAGUCUACAUACAAGAUAAAGUAUCACCAUGAGCAGUAGAUGACUGUCAGCCGAGCUGCUGCUCGUCCAACUUUAACAUGAGCGAAGUAGCGUCUGUCAUAGUGCCCACUAGUGGUCCAAUUCGGCAAGAAACUGUGGCACAUACUAAAAAGCAUAAGCUCGCAAAUUGCAAUGUUCCUUUAGUUCACGGAAGACCAAAUCCUCCUGUCAGUGUCUGCAAUAGACUGACAACUCAUCAACGAAAUCAUAGCUUGGACUUCAGGUCAAUGGGAAUCUUGUUGCCACCGGUCCCACAAGUAACUGCGACCACCUUGACGCUGCAUCACAGGAAUCGAAGUCUUGAUUCCGCGUUACAGAGAAUCCCAGAGGUAGACGUAACACCAAGUCCGGAAUGCGAGACGAAUCCUGCUCCUGCAAUUAAGGCAGCUCCUCCUAUCAAAGGACGCAGCAGAGAACGAGAGGACCUUGCUAGCUUGGGAUCCGAUGACUCUGGGAUUUUGUGUGGUUCGGACAGUGGUUCCAGCGAUGCUGCACUAGCAACAACGAGGGAAUCCAGCAUCGAUCAUUUGCAUAGCCGGGAAAGCUUGGACUCAUCGUUGUCGCAAGCUGGUGACAUGGAAAGUGUCGACGCAGUGGACUGCGAAGAGAGCGUCGCGUCGGUGUCUCCCCUUGAAGUAGUGUUAAGUGAUGCCCUGCGUAAAGAGUGUAAGAGCAGUGAUAGUGUCUCUCCGAGUGUCGAGGACAGUGAUCAUGUGCCCAAAGAGUUGCCUAACGGCGAUUGUUUGCCCAAAGAACCACAGCGCAAUGACUGUCAGUCCAAAGAACUACGUAAUGACGAGGUGCAAGUCCUCGUGGACUAUCAAAACUCCCUCGAGGUGGCGGUGCAAAGAGAGCUGGCUGGUGCUGCGAUGACAUUGUGCUGCGGCACUGGCCAGCCAGAUGCGGAAACCGUCAAGAAGCCCCUGGAAAUCCGAAGGCAGGAGACAGCUCAGCCGAAACCCUCCGAAGGAUGCCUACUCAGGUUAUUCGAAAGUCAGAUCUUUGACAUGUCGAUGGCCAUUUCUUACCUUUUCAACUCUAAGGAACCAGGCGUUCAGAGUUACCUAGGUAACAAGAUGUUUAGCUUCCCCGAUAACGAGGUGGAUUUCUACUUGCCCCAGUUGGUUUUGAUGUACAUACAAUUACACGACGUUACGGAGGUUCUGUAUCCAUAUCUUGUGCACAGGUGUAGGCAGUCGGCAGAUUUCUCGUUGAAGUGUGCCUGGUUGUUGGACGCGUACAGUUCCGAUGCUCAUCUUCCAUCGAAAAAAAAGUCUCACGGGACCAAGCUUAAAAAUCUGAUUCUCUCCGACGAGCUUAGGCCAAAGGGGAACGAAACGGCGAAGAAGCAACGUAUCCUCGGUCUUCAGGUUCCCGUGCCGCCACCAUUACCCAUCCCUCAGCUCGUGACUUCCCCUAACAAGAAAACCCACCAAAGAUCGCAGUCCGAUGCCACCGGACUCUUCCAGACGCUUCGUCGUAGUCACUCUGGUCUAACGAAUAAAGUGAGUCUCGGGGACCUGAGCUCUGGACGAGCGUUCGAUAACGGAUGUACCUGCUUUGACUCCUGCCAGGGGGUAGUUAACGACCUGCGAGGACAAAAGACCGACUGCGUGUGUAACGCUCCAAGGCUCGCUCCGGAACUCGAGUUUAUCCGGGCGUUGAUAUCAAUUGGCAAACUGCUCGGCACCAUACCCACGAAGGAGAGCAAAACCGUUCAGCUGGUUGCCGAGUUGAAUACCCUUAAUGUGAAUCUUCCUGCGAGAGUCUGGCUUCCUCUGCAUAGCACGGUUCCGCAUCAUAUCGUCAGAGUGCCACCGCAGUACGCUGCGGUGUUGAAUAGCAAAGAUAAGGCACCAUACAUAAUCUACGUUGAGGUCCUAGAAGUGGACGACCUGUACACCUCGCCGGUACCGACGAAGAUCAUGGGUAGCUCGUUGAGACACACCAAGUCCGAGGAAAACCUGACCGGAGGGGAACCCUCCAAUCCAGCUUCCUCGAGCGUCUCGAGCUCUGAGGUCCAACAGAACAUCGUGGCCACAGCGCUGAGGCAGACCCCAGUCAAGUCCAGCUAUUCGGUCAGGAGCGUCGACGUUGCAUUUAAUUUCCCCGACGACGACCCCAACGACUGCUGGAGCCAGGAGGACGACGAGAUCACGCAACAGUACCUGCAGUUGCGCAAGCCAAAGGACAGGGACAGCAUAUCGCAGUUGAGUCAAGAGUCUUCCGACAGUCGCGAGCCGAUUUUCGUCCCUGGGGACAUAAAGAGGCGACUCAGCGAGAUGGCAGCCACGCCUAGCACUACCUUCAACCACGAUCCCGAAGACCCAUCGGCCGCCGUGUUGAAGGAGCCCUGGGAACUCAAGCAGCGACGCAUCAGGGCGUCCAGCCCUUACGGUCAUCUCGCUUCCUGGCGUCUUCUGGCCGUAAUCGUCAAGUGCGGGGACGAUCUCAGGCAGGAACUUCUUGCCUCGCAGCUACUCUCGAUGCUGCAGAGGAUCUGGCAGGACGAGCACGUGCCCCUGUGGGUACGACCGUACAAAAUCCUGUGCCUGUCGAACGACAGCGGACUGAUCGAGCCCAUCCUGAACACGGUGUCCCUCCACCAGGUCAAAAAGCACUGCCAGCUGACGUUGUUGCAGUAUUUCGAGCGCGAAUUCGGACCGCCCACUUCGGAAGGAUUCAUCACGGCCCAGAAGAAGUUCGUCCAGAGUUGCGCGGCGUACUGCCUUGUCAGCUACCUUAUCCAGGUCAAGGACAGGCACAACGGUAACAUCCUUCUACACAGCGACGGACACCUCAUCCACAUAGACUUCGGCUUCAUCCUUUCUACGUCGCCCCGGAAUCUGGGCUUUGAGACCUCGCCCUUCAAGCUCACCCCCGAGUUCGUCGAGGUGAUGGGCGGGAACCAGUCCAAGAUGUUCCAGGAGUUCAAGAGUCUCAUCCUCCAGGGCCUCGUUGCGGCGAGGAAGCACAUGGACAAGAUCGUCAACCUCGUGGAGAUCAUGCUCUCGGGUUCUCAGCUACCGUGUUUCCGGAGUGGCGGCGCCGCCACGAUACAGUGUUUGAAGAACAGGUUCCAUCUUACUUUGACCGAAGACCAGCUACGUAGACAUGUUGAGGACCUCGUCGAGGGCAGCAUACACUCCUGGUCGACGAAGCUGUACGACCGUUAUCAGUACUUUGCCAACGGCACUCUUUAAUCCGACUUGAGUGCACCCGAUGUACAUACGGACACGCAAUCCCUCGAGAACAUCGCUCGACGACCUCCUCGAUGGGACCUGAAACGCCCUUCUGACGAGCGAGACUUCGCCCUCGUGGAGAGUUAACCUCCUCGAUGAGCUGCGUAAACUUCUCAGCAUUCCAGAACUUCGCCGCGGGUGUUCCGUGGAUGUGUGCUAGAACGGGACAAAUCGGAGACUAUUGAGAUACGAGGACUCUUGGUGUGAGUUGCCUUUCUACGUUUUGCGUUCAAAGUGAUGUUCCUGUUGAAAAUGAUGCCAGGGGAUUAUUCGCGUUACUUGGCACUUCUCUUCUUUUGCCGAGUUUCAUUGAACUUUGUUUCACAGGAGUGCUUCGCUUCAGUGUCGGGAUGGGCCGUUCGUAAAGUUCCUUGGAGGUGUCACUGUUUUUCCCCUCCUUUUCUUGAGAAAUUCAGUUUAUCCGUCGAGGCUGAAUGAGUGAUUGUGUUGUGUUCGAUCUCUGUUUGACAGUCGAAGGGGUAUCAAGAAACCGGUGUAGUCAGUAAUAAACGGCGCUUGUUAUUUAUUUACGUCAUGUGGUCAUUUGUUAACGUCAAGAGCUUCUGCUGAGUGAUACUAGACUUUUUAUCCUGUAACAGUGAUCUGUCAAAAUUAUUAUUCGGCGUUAUUUCGUGAUGUUGACGGAUAAGAUCCUUGAUGUGUCACUUCAUUCAGCCCUGAAUGGUUUAUUUUACGUUUUUAAAUCGACGCGUCGUUACCGUCCGCACAAUGGCUCUUCGAGUGAUUGCUCAACUGCCGGUGUUGUCAUGCUAGAUGGAGGUGUUUCAUAGUACGAUCGUUUGUUGCUCAAAUUUGCCACUGGCUGGUGAAAAUAGGUACGGAGGAAGGAAACGAGAGAGAGAGAGAUGGGGAAGAGCCCGUGAUUGUGUAAACCGAUGCCACAUUCCAUUUUACUUCUGCAUACUUUAUGAGACAGAGCAGUGAAUCUUAUAGGUUAGGAUGCAGGCAGUCAUUGGUCGCGUCCUGGAAUGAAAUUUACAAAAUUAAUUACUAAUGAAAGUGCUACUCUAGUGAUGUCAAGAAAGUGAAAUGGUUGUGAUAAAAUGAUGACAGGUUGUCUGUUUCUAUUCUAUUAUGACCAGUUACGCAGUUUUUGUAGACUUUGGGGACAUUCCCCUGUCUUUUUCACUCCGAUAGUAAACGAAUAUUCAAACGCCGCCUCAAUAUUAAAUGCGUUUUCUAUUUUUCAUGCACUACUUGCUUUUCCGCCUUACAGUGAUGCCAGUGGUAACUGACAAGUUUCUUUACGUUCGGCUAGGAAUGUGUUGAACAGUGAUCAAAAGAUUUCAAAUUCCUGCACGUAUCGAUCUUCGAUAGUUCGUAAUUGCAAUUUUGUAUUUUGCUCUAAGAAUUGUACUUACUCGUCACUAUGGUGAUUCGUGAGUCUAAAAAAAAAAGUAAUACUCAGUGCUCUAAUAUCGAGGCAAGGACGAUUCUUUUGUACAGUUUAUACAUGGACUAAAUAUUUCCAAUCGAGUUGUGUAGAGAAUUGGAGUUAACAUGAGUAUGUAGCGAUUUUUAAAGAGAUCCUACUCUUAGUUGAGAUUUCUCGACGGAGGAACUUGAGGUCGAGAUAGGUUCUACCGUCUUGCUUUAUUUUCUGGAAAUAAUUAGUUCACAUGUAUGUCGUCUGAGUAAGAAUUAAAGGGGUUUGGUAACUAUCCAGAGUAAUUACACGUGUGUGGUAACCGUGCCCGUGUGCACUCAAAUUUACGUAAACAACGAUCGUACACAAAUUGAGUUUAAGUCGGAUAAUUUCUUGGCUGUACCAGAAAUUAACGCGCUUCGUUUUACAGACUUAAUAGGUUAAAACUAGUACAAAUUCCACUCUCGAGUACUGUUCUAUCAGUCAAGAUACACCAAGGCAAGCCUCGAUAUCAUUUUUCCAUUUUCUCGCGAUGAAGCAAUUCGUGAAACGAGCGUUGAGGUUAAGAUCCGUAGUCGUUACGCUUAGUGGCGUCGAUAUCGAAACGGCUAAGCACACCUCGGGUAACGAUUACUCCACAAGUUGGUUACUUCGGUGAAUUUCGAAACUCGGUUUCGCGACAGGUCCAUCGUAGCUCGUGCCGGAGUAAUUGGUUAAAGGUGCCUUAUAUGUAGGGAGUGCGAUGGCAACGGCGAGAGCGAGUGUUUUAUCGUGUCGAUCGCGAGUGCGCGACGGAGCAUAUUAUAUCCCAUAUAUCGGAACCGCGGACGAACGAAAGCGAAACGGGCUUGCUAAUUGUACAUACAAUAAUGGAUAUUCUGGCUGGAAAAUAGUUAGCUUUCGGCGAUAAGCAAUUGUAACAUAAUGGGACGCGUCCUUCUCGAGUUUCUAGGUUAAGAUGCAACGGACGAUCUUUCGAAGUCGACGCGACGUGACUUUAACGGGAGAUGAAUACUCAGACAUAUUUCCUACUAUAUGUAAACGUUACUAUUAAUUCUGAUAGUCUUAACGGUCGAUCCUAGGCGAACCUUGCAAAAUCACUAAUGAAAGUUUUUACAUGUUCUUAUCACGUAACUCGGUAGAUGCAUUACGGAGUAUCGUAGCUGUGCAGAGACGAUUAUUUAAAAUAGUAUUUCUUCGUUACGUACAUUAUCAUUUACAUGGAUAAGUUAUAGCAGAGAAUGUAUGUAUGUGUAUAUAUGUAUAUACAUACAUAUAUAUAUAUAUAUAAAUUUCGAGAGCAGGAAGGUUUCUUUUCUUGUUAAGAAACUGAGAUAAACCGAACGUCAAAUUGAAAUCAAAGUCACGGAGUAACGGGCCAAUGCGCAUGAGAUAUGGGCUCUCCGACUUCCAAGUGUCUUAUCUCUCUACCUAUUUUACGAUUUCUUUCUUGUAUAAUCCAUUUAACGAUAGAAACGUGGACUAGGUCUGUGAGCAUACUCUUACAUUUCACUCCGUUCGCGAGUACGGAGGGGAAACGCCUGUUCUGCAUUCGAGCGAAGCUAUGCUUACUCUAAAGUAUCCAUCGUUUCGUUACCCCGUGGAGAAUCAGAGUUAAGCUUUUCUGACUAUUACGAUGAUUUCAUUCCUGGUCUGCCUUGCUCUUCAAGAAGGGCUAGCGAUAAUAUUAAUUAUUAAAUAAAUAUGAAAACUAA
This is a messenger RNA of Orussus abietinus, 7445 nucleotides long. RefSeq names its product phosphatidylinositol 4-kinase beta (gene fwd). Gene Ontology annotation, biological process: phosphatidylinositol-mediated signaling; phosphatidylinositol phosphate biosynthetic process. Bases 1140 to 4304 code for a protein of 1054 amino acids. Gene Ontology annotation, cellular component: membrane; cytoplasm. Gene Ontology annotation, molecular function: 1-phosphatidylinositol 4-kinase activity. The transcript is spliced from 12 exons. The record is from RefSeq and is a predicted model, not a curated record. NCBI's taxonomy places the organism in Eukaryota, Metazoa, Arthropoda, Insecta, Hymenoptera, Orussidae.